This is a messenger RNA of Alternaria atra, 3378 nucleotides long. RefSeq lists its product as uncharacterized. Gene Ontology annotation, molecular function: NADP binding; NAD binding. The coding region runs from base 1 to 3378 and encodes 1125 amino acids. The record is from RefSeq and is a predicted model, not a curated record. Gene Ontology annotation, cellular component: mitochondrial inner membrane. NCBI's taxonomy places the organism in Eukaryota, Fungi, Ascomycota, Dothideomycetes, Pleosporales, Pleosporaceae. Gene Ontology annotation, biological process: proton transmembrane transport; NADPH regeneration. The transcript is spliced from 4 exons.
AUGAGCUCCUCUAAGAAUUGUCUAUCUGGCUACUAUAGGGCGCUUGCCCUUCGCCCGCAGCGGGGCAGCUUACUUGCUACUCUGAAGCCAUGUUGCCCUACCUCUACGUUGAGAUCAACACCAGUGUUUGAACAUGGAGAUCGUUCAACACAUACUUUGACUGCUACAAGCCUUCGGAGCCUUACCCGUCCGCGCCCGCUGUCCCUGCAGAAGCAUGUCUCGCAGGUUACGGCUGUUGCGCGAUAUGCAUCCGGGCAGGCAUCGGAGCCGCACGACGAGGAGCUACCUAGCACCCCGCCAUUCACCGCAGGCCCGUAUUCCAACCUCACUAUUGGAGUACCCAAGGAAAGCUAUCCUGGCGAGAGGCGGGUAGCAAUUACGCCACAGAACGUUAAGCUUCUACUCAAGAAAGGCUUCUCUCGCAUCUUGAUUGAGCGUGGCGCUGGCAGUGCUGGUAGCUUUACCGACGAAGCGUACGAGCAAGCUGGAGCACAAACUGUGGAUCGCAGGAAUGUUUUCUCUGAAAGUGACAUCCUGCUCAAGGUCCGAGCCCUCAGUAUUGAUGGAGAAGAUAGUGAAGUCGACGCUAUUCGAGAGGGCGCCACUGUCAUAUCCAUGCUCUACCCGAUGCAGAAUAAGCCGACUGUCGAGCGAAUCGCAUCGCGGAAGGCCACUACAUUUGCCAUGGAUAUGAUACCACGCAUUUCUCGAGCGCAAGUUUUCGAUGCAUUGUCGUCUAUGGCGAACAUUGCUGGUUACAAGGCCGUCUUGGAAGCUUCUAAUCACUUCGGACGUUUUUUGACUGGACAAGUAACUGCUGCUGGAAAGAUACCUCCCUGUAAAGUUCUUGUCAUUGGCGCAGGCGUUGCAGGUCUGAGUGCGAUUGCAACGGCUCGACGUAUGGGUGCCAUCGUCCGUGGUUUCGACACGCGCUCUGCAGCACGUGAGCAAGUCCAGUCUCUAGGUGCAGAAUUCAUCGAGGUCGACAUCUCGGAAGACGGUUCUGGAGCUGGCGGCUAUGCUAAAGUCAUGUCCAAGGAGUUCAUCGAGGCAGAGAUGAAGCUAUUCUAUGAACAGUGCCGAGAGGUCGACAUCGUCAUCACCACAGCCUUGAUUCCUGGCAAGCCCGCACCAAAACUAAUCACCAAGGCCAUGCUCGGCGCGAUGAGACCGGGUUCCGUUGUCGUGGAUCUAGCGGCAGAAGCUGGAGGUAACUGUGAAGCUACAGUACCUGGAAAACUGGUGGAUUACAAGGGGGUGUCCGUCAUUGGAUACACUGAUCUUCCAUCCCGUCUACCAACCCAGUCGUCAACUCUCUACUCAAACAACGUUAUCAAGUUCCUGCUUUCGCUGACCCCAAAGGACAAAAGGGAGAAGUACUAUGAUGUUGAUCUUACCGACGAAGUCACUCGCGGCGCUAUUGUCACGUACAACGGCAAGAUCCUUCCUCCAGCUCCACGUCCGGCUCCUCCGCCAGUCCAAGCCAAUCCUUCACCAUCGCCUGCAGAUCAGGUUGCAAAUGUCGUCGCGCUAACACCAUGGCAGAUUCAGUCUCGGCAAGUAGCUAGCGUCACGGCUGGCAUGACUGCUGCUCUGACUUUGGGUAAAUUCACAGGUCCAUUGUUCAUGUCUAACGCCUUUACGUUCGCCCUAGCCAGUUUGAUCGGAUACCGAGUGGUCUGGGGUGUUGCGCCCGCCUUGCACUCUCCGCUGAUGAGUGUGACGAAUGCCAUCUCUGGUAUCAUAGGUGUUGGCGGGUUAUAUGCUAUGGGUGGUGGCUAUAUGCCCGAAACCAUCCCACAAACGCUUGGAGCCUUGUCGGUUUUGUUGGCCUUCGUCAACAUAUCGGGAGGGUUCGUCAUCUCGAAAAGGAUGCUGGAUAUGUUCAGACGGCCUACUGACCCAAGGGAAUACCCCUGGCUAUAUGCAGUCCCUGCAGCUCUCUUUGGCGGCGGAUUUAUCGCAGCAGCUUCUACCGGUAUGGCAGGUCUAGUCCAAGCAGGCUACCUUGUCAGUAGUAUACUCUGCAUGACUUCGUUAUCAGGACUCGCUUCGCAGAGUACCGCUCGUCGCGGUAACUUCUUGGGUAUACUCGGUGUGUUUUCUGGAUUCCUCGCAUCUUUAGCCGCUGUUGGUUUCACUUCCGAUGUUCUCACCCAAUUCGCCGGUCUCGCUACAGUAGGUACCGUGGCUGGGCUAAUGAUCGGUCGGAGGAUUACGCCUACUUCACUACCUCAGACAGUUGCUGCGCUACAUUCUGUUGUCGGUCUCGCCGCUGUACUCACAAGUAUCGGUAGCGUUCUGGGUCACUCCGGAGACAUUUCGACCCUGCAUAUGGUUUCCGCCUACCUUGGUGUUCUCAUUGGCGGUGUAACAUUCACUGGAUCCAUUGUUGCCUUUCUGAAGUUAGCUGCAAAGAUGAGCUCGAAGCCUCUGGCGCUGCCCGGUCGGCAUCUCAUCAAUAGUACAUUACUUGGGGCGAAUGUAGCAACAAUGGGUGCGUUCUUGACCUACGCACCAGGCGCACCUCUUAUCGGCGCUGCAUGCCUUCUCGGCAACGCAGCACUCUCCUUCGUCAAAGGUUAUACGACCACUGCCGCCAUCGGUGGAGCAGACAUGCCCGUCGUCAUCACUGUCCUGAAUGCAUAUUCUGGCUUUGCUUUAGUGGCUGAGGGUUUCAUGCUAGACAACCCUUUGCUCACAACGGUCGGCGCUCUGAUCGGAGUAUCGGGUUCAAUUCUAUCCUACAUCAUGUGUGUAGCCAUGAAUCGGUCACUUACCAACGUCCUCUUUGGCGGUAUAGCUCCCACGGCACAAGCCCAGUCCAAGAUCGAGGGCGAGAUAACGAAGACGACAUCUGAAGAAACGGCCGAAGCUCUUGUUAACGCAGAGAGCGUCAUUAUUGUAGUCGGUUACGGCAUGGCUGUAUCAAAAGCACAAUACGCGCUCGCAGACUUUGUGAAAAGCCUACGAUCCAAGGGCAUCAAUGUGCGCUUCGCUAUCCACCCAGUCGCAGGUCGCAUGCCAGGACAGUGCAACGUCCUUCUAGCUGAGGCAUCCGUUCCGUAUGAUAUUGUACUUGAGAUGGAUGAGAUCAACGACGACUUCCCAGACACGGACGUAACUCUCGUUAUCGGUGCGAACGAUACAGUGAACCCCAUUGCGCUGGAACCUGGUAGUGCAAUUGCAGGUAUGCCGGUGCUGCACGCAUGGAAGAGCAAGCAGGUUGUCAUCAUGAAGAGGGGUAUGGCAAGUGGAUACGCCGAUGUGCCGAACCCGAUGUUCUUUAUGGAGAAUACAAAGAUGUUGUUCGGCGAUGCUAAUGAGAGCUGCAACGCUAUCAAACGCGCGCUUGAGGAGAAGAUCAAGGGGUUAUAG